AUGCUUUCAAAAGCAGCCCGUCGAAGAUAUGCCUUGCUAUACCUGCAGCAAGCUUCGGAGCAGAUACAGCUACCAUGGCUCUGCCCUGCUCUGUACAGAUCACCACAGAUUCAUGUCCAAUCCCGCCCGAUGACCCAUCGUCCAUCACCACCUUCACCAUCAGCCAGCCUCUUGCGGUCACAGUCCCCCCGACGGUUGGCAUCUGCAGCCGCAUCGCCCGACCUCCUGCAAACUGACAGCUACCUUGAGUACGAUCCCAGAAGAGAUUCGCAACCUACAUCCUCUCGUGUUCCCUACAGGCGCCUCCUCUCUGAUAUCCCAUUGCAUGAGCCCGAUGGGUUCCUGAAGUUGGACGAUACUAUUGCAGAACCUCCGGAAAGGCUGUCUAGUAACAAGUUCAAGGAGAUCCAGAUACGGGGCAAUGCGCAGGAGGUGAAGACAACCAUGGAAGCGUGCUUACAAGUCCACCGUUUCGACCGUGCUAUUGCUCUGCUGCGGCAGUUGCAGAUCGUUGUCAAUCCGAAGUCAGCAUAUCUUCAGGAAGCUUUCAAUGAUUGCUUGCAUGCGAUGGUCAUGGACAUGAUCGUCAACAAAAACAAGAAGAACGUGGAAUUGAUCAACCAAUGGCUUGAGGUUGACAUGCAUAAUGCUGGUGUUGAGCCUGACGCAAGGACAUAUGCUCUGAAAGUUAAAGUGGCGUUGGCUACGAUGACCGGCUCGAAAAGAGAUCGGACUGUGAGGAGGUAUUGGGAGCUUGCAAGGCAGGCUGAGACGGUGAACGAAGUUGCUUCUCUACGAGACAUUCUAUCGGAACAAGAUUUAGGAAAGCUAUCCGAGAUUGUCCCGCAAACACAGAUUGGUUACGAUUUUCCGGACAAUUUUGAAGAAUACGGUAUUACCGACGAUCAUCUGGAGAUCGUUGAUCAGCCAGCUCUUGCACAGCGGCCUGUGGAGGAGAUUCGGGAAACUAGUCAAAAGGGGUUGGGACUGACAUCUUUACGGAAGUCCUUGUCUCUAUUUUCAGACAACUCGCAUUUCGAGAAUCAAGUUGAGAAAGUUGGAAGGAGUUAUGCUCAUGCACGACAAUCCCGCUUGGAAACGGACGCUGUGAAAGCCGCGGUUGAGCGAUGGCGCGUUGAGCACGAGAAAAUGGUAAAGAUGGGGAUCAAUGGGAACCUGCAGGGUGGUAAGCUGGGAGCAUUGUUAUGGCAGUGGCAUCAAAACGUGUCCAAAAAGCUCGUGGAAGAACUGAAGCUGGUUGAAGCAGCAGAAGUAAAGAACCGAAAGAAUGAUCGUGAAAAGCUUCGCUGCGAGUACGGACCAUUCCUACGACUUCUCGAACCUGAUCAUCUAGCAGCUCUAGUCACCAUCACCACCAUCAGCGCUAUGGACAAGAAUGGCAUGCAGGCUCCGCUAAGGUUGGCGCGGGGGCCGAGCAAGCUCGGGUUUCCGCACUUGAUAGAAGGGGUUUCUGGAAACAUACUCAACAAGAGAGCAGUUCCGCAUCCACCAUAG
Molecule: messenger RNA, 1515 nt
Organism: Endocarpon pusillum Z07020
Lineage: Eukaryota; Fungi; Ascomycota; Eurotiomycetes; Verrucariales; Verrucariaceae
Exons: 1
Coding region: 1-1515 (504 amino acids)
Source: RefSeq, a predicted model, not a curated record